UUGAGAGGGUGGCAACUGGCAAGAAUGACGCGUGUCUGUUUUACAGUAGAUCAAACACGCAUACGAGCAGUCCAGAGCAAAUCCUGAUAAAUCCAUGUAGUCUAUCACAAGAUGUAAUUUAGAAUACCUUAUAAAGUCUAACAGUGGAGUAUUUGUCAGAGGGAACGCCCUUACAUGAUGGAUCACUUGGUGGUUACUGGAUAGAAAACAUUCCCUCGCGCAAAAGUCCACCUGCGUAAUUUUGAUUAAUGGAUUAAUGCUUUUAGCGCAAAAACCAAUAAUCGCUGCUUUUUGGGUGGUUCGAGGGGGUGACCAGCACCACCUCUUGAAUGACCCGCUGUGAAUGAAUGAGUGAUGCCGGACAGAGGAUGUAACAUCUGGAGUCUGGUGGUACUGUCGGUGUUAGAGAUGGGGCUCGGUGCGUCCAGCAUCGCCCUCGGGGUGUUCGGCAUCAUCCGAGUCCGGUCGGUUCACAAGCUGCAGCUGGGGGAUGCCUCUCCUAUAUGGAGCGGAAUUUGUUUUCUCAUCUGUGGACUAUGUGGGAUGGUGUGUGCAAAGAAGAGGUCAGGAUUGAUUAUGAUCCUAUUUUCAGCCUGCUGUAUCUGUGGGUUGAUCAGUGGGAUCCUAAACUUCCAGUUUGUGCGUGUGGUGGCAAAGCGUCCCGAUGCCCUGUCGUCCCUCUACCUGGCCAUCAUGGUGCUGGCCUGCCUGGGCAUCGGAGUGUCCAUCCUGUUUACCUGGCUCACCUGUCGUCUGGCCAGCAGCGAACAGCAGAGGAUGUACCUGGAGAGAGAGCUGUCCCUGCACCAUUCCCAUGAGAUGAGUGAAAAGGAGUUGGCUGAGAGAUCUGAGAGAGCAGCCAGCAUUCCCCAGAUCUCCUUCAAUGGAAAGUCCUCACCUCCAUUGUCAUUAGGCUGAAGCCCAGCUGUGUUACUGUAUUCAAAGCAUCAUGGAGACAAUGUUGGUUCCAUUCAACACCAACGGUUACAGGGGACGUGAUCUCUUGCAAUGAACUAAUACACAAAGGAAUCAACAUACGGCAACACUAUGAGAAGGCGCUGUGAGAUUUGACAAUCAGCUUACUAGUGACGAUGUAGGCUGAAUGAUGCACCUGGAUAGUCCCCAGACAUGUAUUUGGGGGACAUGGAAACAGCAGGUAGAGGGCACAAAGCUAUGGCACAUCCAAAGGCUCAAAAAGAUCAACGAAACCACUUGAGAUUGUCAGUGUUGAGAUGGAGAAAGACAUAACUGCUUCAGGGUUUGACUGGUCAUAGAGAUCAUGUCAUACAGUGGAAGUUGUUUCCAGUACUAUUAUUUAUUUGAAUGAUUAUUUAUGUAUUUAUUAUUUAAAUAUAUGUUUGUUUAUUCAUAAGCAUGAAAAUAUAAUAAAAUCCCAUCUGUGA
Molecule: messenger RNA, 1403 nt
Organism: Oncorhynchus keta (chum salmon)
Lineage: Eukaryota; Metazoa; Chordata; Actinopteri; Salmoniformes; Salmonidae
Product: transmembrane protein 196-like
Exons: 4
Coding region: 355-918 (187 amino acids)
Source: RefSeq, a predicted model, not a curated record